GUUAUCUUUGGAUUAUUCAAUCAGAUAAUUCUAGACUUCCAAAUGCAAUGAUGAUUGCGUUAUCCUAUGAACAUAGAAUUAUGAUGGCAAAUGGCCGUUGUUCAUAUAGAGUAUAUAAAGAAUACAAUAUUAAAUUAAAAAUGAUAUUAAGAAGAGAAUCUGGAAUUGGUCAAUGUAUAUCUGCAUUAACUUUAUGUAAUGACACCUUGGACAGAAAAAGUAUUGGUGCUGUCUCUAAACUGUGGAAUAACAUUAUUUGCAAUGUUAAUAGAAAUUCGUCAAAAUGUAGAUUCCAGUCCUAAAUCUUACAUUUUUUUGUUUGAUAUUAACCAGUGGAUUAAAGCCCAAAUGCCAUCAAUUAUUAACCAUAUUAAAGUAUCAAAUUCUUAUGCUUGUUUUGUGAAAUUGCCCGAUUAUGCCAGUUAUUUAGAUUUUAAUAUUUCUAACAAAACAUUGCGCCCAUUUGGUUCCAAUUUUAGAAAUAAUUUUAAAAUAUUCCAUUAUCCAUCUUCAAUUUAUUUUGAAUGUGAAUGCUUAUUAGACACCAAAAUUAUUAGAUUUAAACAUGUUGGGGUUCAACAAAAAGUUUUGGAUAAAUUGAUUUUAAACAGUUGGAGUUUAUUUGAAAACCCAAGUUUAAUAUUCCGUCAGUGUUCACAAACAAAUUUAAGACCAUUAUUUUGGGAUAAAACAUAUGAUUACCAAAAUUACACUUUGCUCGAUAAAUUACAUUUUGUAGUAUCUAUCAUAGUAGAAAACAACUUUAUGUCAGUAUUUGAUGAAUGUGUUAAAAAAUGGAAAAAUGGAACUCAUAGUGAAGUUAUAAUUCUACAAUUAGUGGAAUGUCUUUGGAACCAUGUCAUGUUUGUCAAACAAUAUGCUGAUCAAUUAUGUAUUCCUUUAUUUGACUCUUCUGGUGUGCUGUUUGGUAAAAAAAAUGUAAGGAUGUUAAAUGAAUGUUUGUCUCAAAUGCAAAGUGUUGAAAAUAUCUUCAAACGUAUGCAGUUUACGGACUGUGUUCAAAUAAUAAAUGUUGACUUGGUUAAUCGAGUGAAAAUUUUAAAUUUAGUCACUCAAUAUUUUAAUGCAAUAAUAUAUUUUCUGAACUUACAAAUGUUACCAAAACAAAUUGAAGAAGAUCCUAUUCCUCAAAUUAUACAAUGUGAUUUUACUUCCCUUAUCCAGUAUGCUAAUAAACGUCGAAUGGAAUUUGGAAAUUUGCCAUUAUAUCUAAUUGACGCUAUUGUUACUAAUGAACCUAAUGGAAAUAAAUUAAUCGAACAAUGGAAACUUGAAUGUAUUGAAGAAACUAAAGGAUUGUAUCCACCAACCAGUGUCCAAAGUCUGUUAAGGAUUUAUUUGAAUGCUGAACUCUCUAACAUAGUCAAAGAUUUCAUUACUAUUUAUUUUUUGAUUGAUGUCUGUUCUGUGCAAAAGAUGAAUGAAAUAACUGCAAAUAUUUUUAACGAUACUUUUGUUAAAAAUGAAGAAUUAUAUAAACUUUGUUGUGCUAGCUGGUUUUUUGAUCAUGACUUGUUUGAAGAUGCUAUGCUCAUCCUUGCCAGUAUUAAUGAGUGGAUGGUUAAUGAUAAAUCUUGGAAUUGGUAUCACUGGACUGUCUUGAAAUUAUUUGUAUUUAAAAAACAAUAUUAUUGGGCACAGAUUUACUUAGAAAUCUUUGAAAUAAAAUUGGUCAACCUUGAUGAUCAUAAAUUUUAUGUUAACUUGCAAAUCAUGAACAACCACUGUUUUGAUGCUUUAUGUCAUUUGAAUUCAAGAAAGAUUGAAGAAAAAAUGAUAUUGUUUGAAUACAUUUUUGAUCGAUGCAGGCAUACCAAUCAAUUAAAAACAUUCUUAAGUUAUCCUUUGGAUCCAGAUGAAAAAAAAUUAUUUUUUUCUUGUUUGAAAAAAUUUGAAGACACUAAAUUAAUUCAAUUAAUGUUUUUAGUACAAGAAAAAAGGUACCCUGAAGCUUUAGAACUAUGUAAAUCAUUGAAAGUCAAUACUAAUUCAAAACAUGAUUACAUUUUUGCAAUUGCUAGUGUUAUAGUUGGUAAAAUUAAUGAUAACAUAUGUUCAAAUAACAAAAGUGAUCUUAACAAAAAAAUAUUUUCUAAUGAAGAAAUUAAGAUGACAUUUAUGAAUUGUUUUAUGGAUAAUCAUAUUAAUAUGAGUGAAUCAAAUACUUUAAGAAGUUAUGGUGAAUUGUGUCAAAUUAAUCUUAUUAUACCAGAUGAUGACAUAGUUGAUAAAAUACAAGGUCUUGGAGAAAAAGUUUCCACAAUAAAUGGAGUAUUGAGUACCUCAAAAAUAGAAACUGUAAAACAAAUUGAAAAUAAACUGCUAAAACUCCUUGACACUCCGUUCAUUCAAAACAUCAGUACUCUACCUUCUGUUACAAGUGUGGCAGUUCCAAGGAAGGAAUCUUCAACUGAUAAUAUGCUUUUAUCAACGAUAAAAUUAGACAAGACGUUUCAAACUUUAACAUUUGGUCUACCAGAUAAUAAUGACAGUAAGGUUGAAAAAUUCAGUCACAAAGAGGGCAUGAGCAUGAAAAACAUUAUUCCUGAAAAUGUUAAUGUCAGAAAUAGUGAUACCAAUAAUUUACUGAUUAAUAUGGUCACGGAACAAUCACCAACCACUUUCCACAAGUUACUCAAAGAUAAUUCUAAAAUUAAAUUAUUAGAAACUUCCCCUAUACCUUAUACUGUAGAUAAAGAAGAGUAUGAAAAAAUGGAUAUUUCUGACAAUGACCCUAGUGUCUUACCUGACGGUGAAUAUAAAUACUAUUUUGAAGAACUAGAUGUACUACUUGGAGGUGAAAAUUAUGAACAUGUAAAAAAAACAGAUAUCAUUCUUGAUGAUUCAGAACAACCAGAUGACUUACUUGAUGAUGACAUAAGUACAGAAAACCAUUUAGAUGAAACAAGCAUCUUACCUGAUUGCGAAAAUGAAGACAAUUUAGAAGAACCAGACAUCAAACUUGAUGAUGCAAAUUAUUAUAAUAGGUUAGAACAUUCUGAUGUCAUACUCAAAGGUGACAUUGGGGAAAAUUUAGAAGAAUCAGAGUUCAUACUUGAUAAAGGCAAAAGUGUAGAAAACGAUUCAGAUCAACUUAGUGUCGCACCUGAUGUUGAAGAUGAAGACAAUUUAGAAGAACCUUAUGUCAUACUCGAAAGAGAAAAUUAUGAAUAUGUAGAAGAACCAUAUAUCACACUUGGUGAUUCAAAUUAUACUAAAAACUCAGAACAACCGGACAACAUAUUUGAUGGUGACAUAAGUGUAGAAAACCAUUUAGAUGAAACAAGCAUCUUACCUGAUUGUGAAAAUGAAGACAAUUUAGAAGAACCAGACAUCAUACUUGAUGAUGCAAAUUAUUAUUAUCAUAGGUUAGAACAUUCUGAUGUCAUACUCAAAGGUGACAUUGGGGAAAAUUUAGAAGAAUCAGAGUUCAUACUUGAUAAAGGCAAAAGUGUAGAAAACGAUUCAGAUCAACUUAGUGUCGCACCUGAUGUUGAAGAUGAAGACAAUUUAGAAGAACCUUAUGUCAUACUCGAAAGAGAAAAUUAUGAAUAUGUAGAAGAACCAUAUAUCACACUUGGUGAUUCAAAUUAUACUAAAAACUCAGAACAACCGGACAACAUAUUCGAUGAUGUCAUAAGUGUAGAAAACCAUUCAGAUCAACCAAGUGUUUUACCUGAAGCAGAUGUCAUAUUUCAAGGUGAAAUUGAUGCAAAUUUAGAAAAAACGGAUGACUUACUUGAUUAUGACGUAAGUGUAGAAAACCAUUCAGACAAAACAAGUAUCUUACCUGAUAUUGAAAAUGAAGACAGUUUAAAAGAAUCAGAUGUCAUACUUGAUAAUUCAAAUGAUACUAAUAAUUUAGAACAGCCAAAAGACUCACACAAUGAGAAUGUAAGUGUGGAAAACCAUUCAGAUCAACUUAGUGUCAUACCUGAUGGUGAGAAUAAAGACAAUUUAAAAGAAUUAGAUGUCAUUCAUAAAGGUGAAAAUUAUGAAUAUGAUGUAGAACCAGAUAUCAUUCUUGAUGAUUCAAAUUAUACUAAAAAUUCAGAACAACCAGAUGACUUACAAGAUGAAGACGUAAAUGUAGAAAACCAUUCAGAUCAACUAAGUAUCGAACCUGAAGGUGAGAAUGAAGACCAUUUAGAAGAAGCAGAUAUCAUAUUUGAAGUUAAAAAUAAAGAAAAUUCAGAAGAAGAUUAUGCAAGAGAACAGAAUAUAAUAAAAUCGUUUGAAACUCUUAAAAGCGAGAAAACACCAGAAAAUAAUGUUAUGGUAGAUCCUGAUAAUGUAAUAUGUCCUACAGAAUCACAAUCUAACAUGUUGAAAAAUCUUACUCCUUAUAUUUAUGACCGCACUGAAGAGAAUUGUUCCAAUAAUGGCAAUCAAAUAAUAAUUAUUGAAAAAGAAAAUUAUCUUGGUAAUAUAGUUUAUGGUAACCAGAAUUCAGUUGUAAUUAAAGAAGAUAAUAUUGCUGAAGUAGUAGAAAAUACAGAUAGUUACAAUAAGCCAAGUACGCCUAUUAAUUUUCAAAUCAUUGAAAACCCCAAAGAAGAUUUAUGUAAUGAUCAGAAUGAAGAUUAUCUUUAUGAUAAAUAUCAAUUUUCCAACAAUUAUAUUUCAUCGGAAUUGUCAACUAUUGAAUUUAAUCCUAUACCUGAAUAUGGUUUUAAUCAUGUUACUAUGACCGGAAAUGAAUCAAAUCAACUAGAAAUGUAUGAAACUAAUCAACCAACAUCAGUUUUGUUAAAUGAAUCAUUUUUUAACAAUAUAAGUUUAGGAACAACAGGUGAUGUUAUUGAAACCCGAGAUACAGCUGUAGACAACAACAUUGAAAUAGUUAUAGAUAAGAAAUCAGAGAAUGUUGAACCAUCUUCUUCCAAUACAACUAUUAAUACUAAUUUAUAUAGUAAAGAAAUAAAAUCCUAUCAACUAGCUGAAUCUAAAGAUAUUUCUUUUCAGCAAGUUGAUACUAAUAUAUUCAAUUCUGCAAAAAGAGAGUAUUCAGUUAAAAUACAAAAGAGCUGUCCUUCCGCAGCAUCAGAACCUAGUAAAACACUAAUUAUUAAAGAAUUUCCAACAAAUAGUAUGUUAUGUAAAGACAUUUUAAUUCAAGAACAAACAUCUAAAUUAGUUAAUUUUAUUAAAAGUAGUUCAGGUAUUGAAGGUGGCAAAAAUUCGGCAGAAAAUAUACACAAUUUAAGUACAGAUAAAAAAGAUGAGCAACCAUUUAUUGAACAAAAAAUUAAAAAUAUUCCUAAUCUCCGAAAAAGAAGGUACGGGACCAAAUGCAUUCCAUGUUCUGACACCAAAUUAACUACAAAAUCAAGAUCUGAAAGUAAAACUAAAGCAGUCGAAUUGAAAAUUAUUUCUUCAAAUAUUUCCUCCCCCAUUCCUGAUAUUUUUGAAGAUAGUUUAGUGGGUGUGUCAAAGAAGAGACCAAAAUGUCAGAAAAAAGUUGCCUUGAUGAAACGUAGAAGGUUAUGUCCAAAGUAUGUGGCUUCUAAAUAUAAAGCUUCUAACAGCAAUAUUGGCUUAGAGCAAAUAUCUGGAGAAAGUACAACAAACAAAGAUAAAAACAUUAAGAAAAUUGAAGAAUUGCUACCAAAUAAUUUACUUAAUAAAGAUACAGAAUCUCUAGAAGAACUGACAAAAUUAGCCAUGCCUAUUAAGAUCAAACUAGAAGCUGAAAACAACAACAAAAUACUAAAUCAAAAUGUCAUUUCUUGUACAAAAAAUUUCAAACAUAAUUUUUUUCUAGAACCUAAAUUAAUUCUCAAGAAGUUUGAUGUCAGUUUAUACAAAAACAGUUUUAAACUACUUGCAAUGGACAAUAAUACUAGUCAUGUCUCAUUAUCAACUAACAAAACAAAUAGUCAAAAACCUAGUGCAUUGAAAAGACUUAGAAAAGGAUGUUUUAAAUCUAUGAAAGAACCAACGGCUACUAAAAAAAUAAUCAACUUGGAAGAGCUAAAAGAAGAUUCUAUCAAUAUUGAUAAAAAUAAAGCUAUAACUAAAAAAUCAAAAUUAAAUUCAUACAAAAUAAAAAAAGUAGAACUUGACAAGAAUUUAAAAAAUAGUUCAAAUCGAUGUGUUGUGGCUUCAUCAAUGCCUGAUCCAAUUUACUGUUUAAAUAAAACACACAAUAGUUUAAUUGAAGAAACUAUUAAUUUAAUUUCUGAUGAUGAAUUUGUUUCCGAUAAAGUUCAAGAAGAAAUGGGUAAAAUAAGUUCAGAUAAAGAAAAAUUAGAUUGGAGGAUAAUAUCUCAUGAAGUCAAAACAAAUACGGACGCUAUACCUAAAAUUCGAAUAGGGCGAAAUAAAAGUGAUAAAAAUACUGUAUGUGCUGGCAAACACUUUAAUGCUGUUAAGGGGAGCUCAAAAAUUGUCCUGGAACAAGAACUAGGUCUUAUAAAAAAAUCAAGUGAAUCAAAAAAACUGAAAUUCAAUCAGCAAGUUUAUCGUAGGUCUUCAAGAAAAAUUUUAAAAAAACAAAAAUGUUCUUGUUGCACUAAUAAACUGAUGGAUGAUGUUUGCAGUUCUAAUGUAUUAUGAAAAGCCAUUUUGUUAAAAGAUAUCACACCAUCUGAUCUAAUUUAGAGAAAUGUAUAAGAACCAUCAAAUUAAAGACUGUACUUUUUGACAACACACUGCCGACAAACAAAAAUGUAUUGUACAAUUCAAAUUUUUUAUCAA
Acyrthosiphon pisum (pea aphid) is the source of this 6720-nucleotide messenger RNA. It is a transcript of the gene Elys, whose product is annotated as AT hook containing transcription factor 1 homolog. The coding region runs from base 199 to 6579 and encodes 2126 amino acids. NCBI's taxonomy places the organism in Eukaryota, Metazoa, Arthropoda, Insecta, Hemiptera, Aphididae. The record is from RefSeq and is a predicted model, not a curated record. The transcript is spliced from 18 exons.